Entamoeba dispar SAW760 is the source of this 936-nucleotide messenger RNA. RefSeq names its product syntaxin, putative. Gene Ontology annotation, molecular function: SNARE binding; SNAP receptor activity. NCBI's taxonomy places the organism in Eukaryota, Evosea, Mastigamoebida, Endamoebidae. The record is from RefSeq and is a predicted model, not a curated record. Gene Ontology annotation, biological process: intracellular protein transport; vesicle fusion; exocytosis. The coding region runs from base 1 to 936 and encodes 311 amino acids. Gene Ontology annotation, cellular component: SNARE complex; plasma membrane; endomembrane system. The transcript has 4 exons.
AUGAAUAAUAGUACUGACACAAAUGAUAAAGUCAGCCAAAAGGAUGAAUUAACGGGGAUUAUUGUUGAAGACCAAACUGAACAACUUCCAUUUGGACUUAUGAAAUUUCUUUCUAAAGUUGAAGAAAUUAAGCAUCAACUUAUGAGUAUUGAAGAUAAUAAUGAGUUAAUGAAAAUUAAAUAUGAACGAAUAAUAAAACAAAUGAAAGUGUCAGAUGUUAGAAAUGAUUGUGAAGAAUUAAAAUUAUUAAUUCAAAAAAUAUGCUCAGAUGCAUUAAGAAUAGAAAAAGAAUUAGAAGAAUUUAAACAAGAAAAUGAUAAUAUUAAAAGAGAUAUUGAAUCAAAUCCAAUUCACCAAGUGGGAGAGAGUGAAUUGAGAAUUCGAGAAAAUCAAAUAUCUUUCCUUUCUAUGAAAUUUGUCGUAACAAUGAAAAAAUCUAGAACACUUCAAGAAAAAAUUAAAGAAGGAUUAAUAAAGAAUUACCAGAAACAGGUAAAACUUAAACUUCAAACAUUAAGUGUUAAAGAAGGAAAGAGAUUUCUUCAUCAAAUGAAACUAAAGAAAGAACCUUCAAAACAUAUUAAUAAAACACAAUCCAUUAAUACUUUGGCAUAUGUUAAAUCAAAACAUGACGAAAUCAUAACUAUCAUAAGAGGUAUUGAUGAAUUGGCUCAAACAUUUGUUGAUGCUGCAAUAUUAGUUGAAAUGCAAAGUGAAAUGAUUAAUAAUAUUUGUGAUAACUGUGAACAAGCAAAAGAGUAUACUACAGAAGCAUUAGUUAAUAUUAAGAAAGCACAAAGAAUCAGAAAACCAAAUCGUUUUAAAAAAUGGUCUAUUUUAAUUUGUAUUUGUCUUAUUGUUGUAAUAUUUCUUAUUGUUGUAGGAAGUAUACUUCUUCCAAUUAUUAUUAAAUCAGCAGAAUUUGCACUUGUAUAA